AUGAAGCGACCGGGAGCGGCGAGAGGAGGAGGAGGACAAGGAGGAGGAAAUCACGGGGAAGGAACGAACGCGCAACAAAACCAACAACAGAUGAAGAAAAAGAAAACGAUUCAGACGAAUAACGUACUCGGGAACAUACUCGGGAACAUCAAGAAGACGACGAGUGGAUCGAAUACGAGUAAUACUAAUACUGUCGCAGUGAGAAGCUCGCUGAUGACGCCUCAAGAGCGCGCGUUGGAGAGGAGGAAAACGUUUGAAAAAGACGUCAAGGAGAAAAUCGAGAAGGAAGUUACAACGAAGUGGGAGGCGAGCGGAGGCGCGGAGACGGCGACUUUUAGUUUCCAACCGAUGGUAAAAAUGUGGCGCGACGUCUUGCACGAAUGCGCGUCGGAGAUGCAAACGACCUCGGAGUCGAUCGAGAUAGAGGAUGUGAUGGAUGAAAACGGCGAUCCGAUGAAAUUCGUGCGCGUGUAUAAACUGAGCAAGAAAGAGGAGGAAGAGAAGAAACAGUUGGAAAUUAGUUUAAGAGAAAAGGCGGAGAAAGCGAAGAGGGAGAUGCUCGCGUUUCGGAAGAAAGAAAGUUUGACCGAUAAGGCUCCGGCGUUUGGCGACGCUUUGUCCGAGUUAAGAGUGGCGAGAGAGGGGGAAAAAAGAGAUAAACGGUCGGUGGAGGAGACCAUAGCGGAUAUGCGGAAAGCAAAGGAAGGAUGA
Bathycoccus prasinos is the source of this 711-nucleotide messenger RNA. RefSeq lists its product with no specific name. The record is from RefSeq and is a predicted model, not a curated record. The transcript has a single exon. The coding region runs from base 1 to 711 and encodes 236 amino acids. NCBI's taxonomy places the organism in Eukaryota, Viridiplantae, Chlorophyta, Mamiellophyceae, Mamiellales, Bathycoccaceae. Gene Ontology annotation, molecular function: nucleic acid binding.